CCAGCGCUUACGUGCACGCACACAGAUGAUAGAGGGAUGUAUCAACAAUUCUUUGUUAAGGUAAUAACAUAUUUUAAUAUUGAAAAUGAGUAGACUAUUCCUUUAAGACGUGUUGUGUGGGAAGUGAUGCUCCGAUAAUGUUUACCAGAGGGGAGUAAUGAACAGAGAUGAUGAGAUAUGGCACAUGUUUUAAAAUUAAGUUGUAGUGUUUAAAUCUGACUGUACAUAAGCAUAGCUAUAAUUACGAAGAGAAUAACCCACGUCAUAGCCAUUUUUUUUUUUUUUUUUGAUAGUUCUUUGCCUAUUAAUACACCACAGACCUUUGUCACUUACAACCACAACCCGCAUAAAUACAAGGUUAGACUGUCAUACAAGCUGUUUUCUCUUCUGAGCUCUGGAUGUAAUGAUCAUGGGGCAGUUUUGGACGCUUAUUUUCUGUGCUUUGCUUCUCAUGACCAUUUCUGGAGAAGAUGAAUUGGGCACAACAAAAGAGUGUGAAGAUGCUCGCUUUGUUCCAGGGCACAAUCUUGGUGGAGAGGGAUUUGAUGUUGUGACCAUGGAGCGAAAAGGUUCUUACGUGAUCGACACGGAAAACUGGGAUUUAGGAAACGGCACCUGUAAACUGAUGGAAAAUCAAUACUUGAAUGGAGUGAAACAGAAGUUACCAGCAGCAGUUGUAUUCUGGAGGACCUUGCCAAAGUGUUCAAAGAAAGUCUCCAGUCGGAUCUUUGAAUCAAGUGAAUCACUGGUCAAUGAUUCAUCAUCAGCGCUUUCAUCCAGCUGGAAACUUGGUCUAAAUGUGAAGUUAGUUGGAGGAUCAGUUGGUGGCACCCAUUCAAGAGAAGCACAAUUUGCAAUGACAAAAUCAAAAGAUGACAAAUACAGUUUUACCAAACAUGAAGUUGCAUGCAGCUUCUACAGUUACCAGGUAGCCGAAAAACCACCUCUUCAUCAGGAGUUUCUUGAAGCAGUCAAAUCUCUCCCUAAAUCCUAUCAUCUCCCUGCCUACCGUAAAUUGAUCAGCAGAUUUGGUACCCAUUAUAUCACAGAUGUGAAGUUAGGAGGAAAAAUGAAAGCCAUAACAGCCAUCAAAACCUGUAAGGCAUCAAUGAGUGGACUCACAGAUACUGCAGUGAAAGACUGUUUGGAUGUGGAAGCCUCUGGAAUAAUCAAAGGAGUAAAUGUGGCAGCAGAAACACAUUUUUGUAAUGAAAAGAAAAAGAAGAUGGGUACAGGUCAAAAGUUCAGCAACAUUUUCAGCGAACGCCAAACAGAGAUUAUUGGAGGAAACAUAAAUGGAGAAGAUUUGCUGUUUUCUGGUUCGUCACACCCAAACUCCCUUAAAAUGUGGCUUAAGUCUUUGAAGACCCUCCCUGACAUUGUGCACUACACUCUCAAACCCCUUCAUUUAAUACUGAGUGAAACAAAUCCUGUCAGGAAUGAACUUAAGAAAGCUGUUGAGGACUACAUUAAUAAAAACUCUCUUAAGAAGGUUUGUUCAGAAUCUUGUACCAUCAGCAGGAAGCGCAGUGCGAGAGAUCGAUGUGUUUGUGUUUGUAACCCCAGUCGAGUGAUAAAGUCUAAUUGCUGUCCAGUUCAAAAAGGACUUGCCACACUGAAAGUCUACAAACUCUACGCCAAAGGUUUAUAUGGAGAUGUGGGUGGUUAUACAGAUGGUUCUGUGGUAGUCAAAUAUGAUUCACAAAUCAAACACACAAAGGUUAUUAAUAAUAAUGACAACCCACGUUGGCGGGAAACAUUUGAGUUUGGUCCCAUUAAGAUCAAUAUGGCUAAUCGACUAAACUUUGAAGUAUAUGAUGCAGACAGCAACUGGAACAGCAAUCUCCUUGGUGAAUGCUCAUUUGCUCUUCGGAGUGGUGUUGUGACCGACACUUGUGUCUUUACACAUGGCACUUUCUUUUUCACCUAUGAAGUGCAAUGUGCACCCAGUCUACAGGGCAAACAGUGUGGUAAUUACAAACCUUCUCCAAUGGCUUCCCAUCUUGCUAACAUUUUUAGCUCAAGAAAUGGUGUUUUAGUUAAGGACUUGUGGAAGCUAGAAUUAGCUUGGAAUAACUCCGAUCUAUUUGGCUUUAAGAGCUCUCAUGAAAAGCAGGUAGAGCUGUAGAACCCCUCACAUUAAGUCCUUACAUAUGAUAAACAAAAAUGUAGCUCAGCUAAUCCAUUCAAACAGCUUAAGUAUAGCCAGAAAAGUUGUGAAAUUUUGCCUUCAAAUUGCUUUUCUUUGUACUUUUCUUGAAUUAAAGCAUUCA
Messenger RNA from Misgurnus anguillicaudatus (oriental weatherfish), 2273 nucleotides. The record is from RefSeq and is a predicted model, not a curated record. NCBI's taxonomy places the organism in Eukaryota, Metazoa, Chordata, Actinopteri, Cypriniformes, Cobitidae.